This is a messenger RNA of Habropoda laboriosa, 915 nucleotides long. It is a transcript of the gene hbn, whose product is annotated as aristaless-related homeobox protein. Gene Ontology annotation, molecular function: DNA-binding transcription factor activity, RNA polymerase II-specific; RNA polymerase II transcription regulatory region sequence-specific DNA binding. The record is from RefSeq and is a predicted model, not a curated record. The coding region runs from base 1 to 915 and encodes 304 amino acids. NCBI's taxonomy places the organism in Eukaryota, Metazoa, Arthropoda, Insecta, Hymenoptera, Apidae. Gene Ontology annotation, biological process: regulation of transcription by RNA polymerase II. The transcript is spliced from 4 exons.
AUGGCGCAAACUUACAAUCAGAAGAGGAACGUGUACAGCAUCGAUCAGAUAUUGGGACACGGCAAGGACGAAGAUCACGCGACAUCCUCCGACGCGAUCGGCGAUGCAGGAGACACAGAACUCGGCCACUUGAGCGACCAUCAGAUAAACGACGCCCUGCACGAUCCCUUAAAUCUGGGAGAAUCUGACCGGUUGAAUCUGGGAGAGUCAGAUCGGCCACGCAAAGUCAGAAGGUCUCGUACAACCUUUACAACCUAUCAGCUGCACGAGCUGGAGAAAGCAUUUGGGAACACGCAGUAUCCAGAUGUGUACACCAGGGAAGAGCUCGCGAUGCGGCUGGACCUAUCCGAGGCUAGGGUGCAGGUCUGGUUUCAAAAUCGACGCGCGAAAUGGCGCAAGAAGGAGAAGGUCCUCGGCAGAGACACCAGUUUCAUGCACGUGGAACAGAGCGGUGUCAACGAGCUGUCCCUUCACGCCCGCUUGCUUCAAACCGCCGGUGGUGUGCCAGGUGCGGAUCCAUCGGGAGGACCAGCGGGUGCCUUUUCCUGGUUCAUCCCGCCGGUGUUCCCACCGCCAUGGCCGGCCAGCGCGCCCAAACUGCCCCCGUUGCACGCGAUCCUCUCUCAGUACAUCGGGCUACCCCUUCCGCAGAACCUGGCGUCUCUGAGCUCGGUACUUCCGGUCGGUCUGAACCCGGCCUCCUCGCUCAACCACAACAACGUGAACGGACAUUCGCUUGGUACACACAUACCGGGCCAUCCGUUGAAUCUUGGUGUGCAGAAUCUACCGCAGAACCUGAGUUCGAAGCACGACAAAGAGGAGGACUCAGGUUCGUCCGACGACGAGAUCAGGAGGCAGAGCGCCGAGGUGCUCAGAGUGAAGGCUGAAGAGGUUCUACGCAAGGUGGAUAAUUAA